Messenger RNA from Kockovaella imperatae, 2022 nucleotides. RefSeq names its product cysteine-type endopeptidase. The transcript has 7 exons. Lineage: Eukaryota; Fungi; Basidiomycota; Tremellomycetes; Tremellales; Cuniculitremaceae. Bases 1 to 2022 code for a protein of 673 amino acids. Gene Ontology annotation, biological process: proteolysis; meiotic chromosome separation. Gene Ontology annotation, molecular function: cysteine-type endopeptidase activity. Gene Ontology annotation, cellular component: mitotic spindle; nucleus; mitotic spindle pole body. The record is from RefSeq and is a predicted model, not a curated record.
AUGAGCUCAUUGACCGAAUCAACCAUUGCCAUGCCGAUGGGAUCGUCGAAAGGCCGAAUGCGGGAUCGACAAUCAACUCGAGAUUCCAUUCAGAUCAUCCUUGAACGGUCUCAGGAUGCGUAUUUGAGGGCACUGGAAAUGUCCGCUGCGAGCGGUAGAGUGGAGGAAGUGAGGUCGGCUUGUUUGUCAUUGGCCCUACUUCGGGCAUUUCAGACGUCUUUGGGUCAAGGAUCGGAGAUCAUCACGGCUGCUGCGGCGGAAAUGCUUGCUUCGACGCCUGCUAUCACGCUUCAUCGCGAGUUGCUGGAAAAGAUUGAACAUAAGCUGGCGGAUGGACCGUUGGACGAUACCAAGUGGCCCGUGUUGAAGAGAGCAGUGACGAUGGAUCACCCCACAUCAGUGGCCGACUCCUCCACGCCUGUCAAGGGCGCUGAAAAUAUCGACGAGGCGUGCCUUGUCCUCUCCUCCUCACCCAAACAAACAGACAGAGACAGUGCCUAUCGGGAAUACUGGAAAUCCGUCCGAGCGCGAUAUAGGGCAAGUUUUCUGCAAGUGGACCAAGAACAAGUCGAUUCAUUGCCUGCCGAAUGGGUCAUUGUCACUAUCAACGUCACUGAGGACAAAAAUACAAUGUUCAUCUCUCGACAUCAGAGAGACCGAGAACCAUUGGUAUUUACCCUUCCGUUAGAUCGUCAAGGCAGACGGGACGGAGAAGCGGAAGAGGACCUGUUCACAUUUGAUGCGGCGAAGGAACAGAUGAAGAGGAUUAUAGACGAGAGCAACGACGGGGCUCGAAACGCCAAACACGUCACGAGUCAAGCUGGGAAGACUGCCUGGUGGGAGAAGCGAUACUCCCUCGACAAGCAGCUUAAAGAGUUGGUUGCGAACUUGGAAUUCUGCUGGUUGGGAGCGUUCAAGACUAUCCUGAGCCCUCGGCCUGCUCUAUCUCAAUCUGCACUCGAAACGUUUGGCGCCAGAUUGGAGCGAAUAUUCCACUCCGCCAUCGCUGGCGGGGCCAGAGCUUCUGAUGUCAAGACGAGGGUUCAGCUGGACACCCCACUGUUGGAGUGCUUUGCAGCGUUGUCUUCGAAGUGUAGGGAUGAAGAGGCAGAAGAUCUGGUCUAUUUCAUCCUUGACGUGUACCAGUUCCAUGGAGUUCCCGUUGCGCUCGCAGAGCUUGAUAUUGACCUGAUCGGUAUUGAUCUGAGAUCCGCUCUCGCCGAGCUGGAGGCUUCUCGACCUUCGUCACCUCAGCCUAGCGAGACUGUGUUUCUCGCACUUGACAAAAACGUCUCUUGUUUCCCAUGGGAAUCCAUACCGAUCUUGAGAGGUCGGAACGCCAGUCGCGUCCCUUCGUUGCCUUUCCUCCUGCACCAGUGGUCUAUGCGGGAUCUCAUCUAUCCCCUUGCAUCGGAACAGGGGAAAAUCUUGGUGGAUUCGAAAAAGGUCUUUUACAUUCUCAACCCGAGUGGUGAUUUAUCGCGCACGCAGACUCAUUUCGAACCUUGGAUUCAGAGUAUGGAGAAGCAAGCGGGAUGGAAAGGCAUCAUGGGUCGUCCGCCGACGGAAUUGGAGCUCGAGGCUGUGUUGAAGGAGUAUGACCUGGUGUUGUACUUUGGACACGGCGGAGCUGAACAAUACAUUCACUCUCAUCGCGUCUCCAAAUUGACGCGUUGUGCCACCACGAUGCUGUGGGGUUGUUCGUCUGGCGCUUUGGUUGAUCAGGGUGACUUUGAUGUGCGAGGGACUGCCUGGAGCUACAUGAUGGCGGGAUGCCCCGCCCUUGUAGGGACACUAUGGGACGUGACGGACAGGGACAUUGAUCGAUUGUCUGAAUCUGUCUUUAGCAAACUCCACCUCGACCCGAGUCACGUGUCGUCGUCGACGACGGCGGCAACCACCAUGCUCCCGAUCUCAGCGGUAUCCUUGCCCGAAGCAGUGGCCAAGAGUCGAGAUGAGUGCAAGUUGACCUAUCUGACUGGAGCUGCACCUGUGGUCUAUGGUUUACCCAUUUGGAUGUAG